Messenger RNA from Aplysia californica (California sea hare), 450 nucleotides. RefSeq lists its product as uncharacterized. NCBI's taxonomy places the organism in Eukaryota, Metazoa, Mollusca, Gastropoda, Aplysiida, Aplysiidae. Bases 57 to 443 code for a protein of 128 amino acids. The transcript is spliced from 4 exons. The record is from RefSeq and is a predicted model, not a curated record.
AAUCUGAGGGAUGUUUUGUGCUUUGAUAAUCUCUCCAUUCCACCCAGCUACCAGCCAUGGAGGUGCUACGCGUUGUGCUCUGUGUCUUAGCAGCAGCUGUUAUUGUGAGAUCGGACGAUGACUGUGCGACCAGAAUUGACGCAAUCUACGGCGCUAGCAGGAAAGCAGAAAUGUUCAAGCUUAUUUAUCAAAACCCACCAAACUUUGAUGACCUCUGCGAUACCUACUCAAGAGCUAUGGAGGAUUUGGACUUGAUAACACAUGACACACCAAAGUGUGCUGACGCGGCGAAUGCAAGAACUGCUGCGGCGAAAAAAGACUUUAGUGGAAUCUGUGAAGAGUCCGGCGAGAUGGCAACAUGCACCAAGACUGCUGACAACUGUGAAUACAAUUUUACACAAGCCUUGGAUCAAGCCUCCACCCCAGAAUGUCCUUGUUCGUGAGUCUUGC